AUGGAUAAACCACAAUUUGAUGAGCUUCUUGGUGGAUCAGUAUCUCUGCCACGAGAUGUUGAAAUAAAUAAAUUAGCAGCUGCUCGUGCAAAUGAAAUAGCUGCUAUGACACGGGUGAUGUCUCACAAUGCUAAGCGUAUGCCUAGGAGACUCAGAGAAGCACAUAAGACACAAAUGGAGAAAUCUGGGAAACCUGGAGUGCCCAAAAGACCUUCUAGGAAAUACCGACGACGACCUCAUAAUUUGUUGUCCGAGUACAAGAGGAGACAGAGAAAGAAUUUGUGGCUGGAGACGCAUAUUUGGCAUGCCAAGAGGUUUCACAUGACGGAAAAAUGGGGGUUCAAAAUAGCGCAUUUCUCUAAUGAUAAAGCCAGUCGCUCGAGUUAUCGUACGGUAAAAGGACACUGUACUAUUCAGGAUGUUUCUUAUUAUAAUUGCCUUGAGUUAAAAGGACCGGAGGAUGUAUUAGUUACGGCUUUGAAGGUUCAUUGUAAAUACGAAAAGUCUUUUGGAGCUAAUGCUUAUAAGAAAGGAGAUAGAGAAGGGUCUUUGACUUUUUAUAGGUCUAAUGGAUGUCCUGUGGGAGUAAUUAAUUUCAUGUGGCGACCAGAUUGUUUGGGUGAUAAAACAAUGUGGAUGUGGGUUCACCCUUCUCUGAUUAAAGAUGUCCUGGAUGAGCUGGUUUCAAGCUUUAAUUUGACAGAAGUAUCUCCUACAGCAGAAUCAAGUUUAUCGACUAAAUUAUUUGUAAAUGCAACUGGUUGCAGUUUAGAAUUUCUGACGCUUAAUAGAUUUCGAUUAAGGGGACCAAUGGCACCGACUGUGAUAACUGAUGCAUUGCGCUGUCCAUUAAAAUUUAAUCAAGUACCGAGUAGCCUAGAAAAUAUGGAAGUAGAUAUUGCCCAGCCGUGGCACAAUUUGUGGUAUCAAGAAUUGAGUCAUCAAAAAUCAUUUGACAAGCAGAAAGAUAGCUUUGAUAAGUUAAAAAAAUUAAAUUCACCAAAUCAAUUUCCGCGACAUGGUAUUCUAGGGGUGACCGUGUUGGAUCCAAGAUUCUUUUUUCCUCCCAAACGAACAAAAGUAGAAUUUAAAUCAUCCACUCAAAGUUAUGAGAUUAUUGAUGUCGAUCCUUCUUCAGCAGCCAGUCCACUGUGGGAGUCAUCGGUCCGAGGGGAUGUUAAAAAUAACUUUAAGUCGACUGAACAGAUUAAUAAGCUUAGAAGUGGUAAUUUAGUUCCGGGAGUUGAAAAUGAUGAAGGAUUUAAUCAAGAUAUAAUUACCAAAGUUCCUAUUAUUUUAGUACAACAUCCUGGUACGGAAGCUGAUAAUAAAAGUAUUGGAUUUCACUCAGGUAUUGAUAUUAUUCUACCUGCUGGAUGGGCGCUUCCGUUUUGGUUGAGCUUUAUUUACAGAUGCGCUCGACCUAUUGGCCUCCGUGAACACCGAUCAGCUAUUUUCGAAAGCAUGAUGCUUAAUCAACCCGAUAUACAUCAUCCUGACACCCCUGAAUAUAAUCGAGAAGCUGAAGAAACACGGAUAAAAUUGAAAAAUAAAUAUUUCCGCUUCCCACCAAACAGGAGAGUUAAUUUUACAAAGCUUUCAAUAUCAAGUCCAUUUAAUUGCGAAUGGAGAAUGCUGAUAAAAGAGUGGACUGAUACAGACAAUGUUCAAGUAUUACGUGAUCCUAAAAUAAUAGAUGCAUUGUCUCAGGCAUUUAAUAGUUUCGUCAGAAAAAAACAUAAACCUCUAUCUUUAAAUCUUCAUGAAUCUACUGUUCUUGAUGAAUCAUACCUAGUAACUGUGAAAGUAACUGUUGAAACCAAGGGAAAGCCUAAUAAUUUUUCUAUUAUUUGUCUGCCCACCGAAGAAGAUUUAAAAAAAUUUAAUGAGGAUAGAAAAUGGGGUGGGCCUAUUGAGAUAAAAAGAAUUGACAAGUUUGAGGCGAAAAGAAAAGCAUUGAGGAUAAAACAUAAACUGUUAUUGAAAAGUGAAAGAAGAAAACGAAUUCUAGCCAGAAAAACAGGACAGCCUCCUGUUCUGAAGGCCUUUUUAGAAGCCAAAAAAAUAGAGCAGAGAAAAAUCAUGGAUGAACUUUAUUUACAACAAUGUACUGCUGUUAGAAAAUCAUGUGAUAGAGAAGUAAUCGGUUACGUAGCUCAAGGAGGAUUUUCCUUUUCCGAAUGCAGCUGCUUUGGGUGGGGAUAUGUUGUAGCUCUGCCUUUAUUAGAAUUAUUAAAAAUGAAAAAUAAUAUGGUUCUUGUUAGAAACAUACAAACAAGACAAUAUCGAUUUGCUAGAUUAGAUAUUGUUAAUUUGUAUUCGUAA
Messenger RNA from Cotesia congregata, 2325 nucleotides. The record is from the annotation of a GenBank genome assembly. NCBI's taxonomy places the organism in Eukaryota, Metazoa, Arthropoda, Insecta, Hymenoptera, Braconidae.